Linum tenue is the source of this 1032-nucleotide messenger RNA. NCBI's taxonomy places the organism in Eukaryota, Viridiplantae, Streptophyta, Magnoliopsida, Malpighiales, Linaceae. The record is from the annotation of a GenBank genome assembly.
AUGGCGGACAAUGAAGGCCGCCGAGGAGGUUUUUCAGCAGCACCUCCGACGGCUCAAUCUUCGUCUUCCUCUGCUUCCCGUCCAGAAACCAUCUCACUUUCUCCUUGCUCCUUCGGCGACAUGAUGUUCAUCGGCGGAGGAACCAAUUCGGCAGGCGCCUUUGGGUUUGGGUUCAGCCCCGGCCCGAUGACUCUGAUUUCCAGCCUAUUCGCCGACAGUGAAGACUCCAAGUCCUUCUCCCAGCGACUCACUGGCGUCAUGUCCCCUGCGGUGGUGGGUUCUGUCCCUUCUAGCAAGCCUCGUGAGGAGAAAGGGUCGAGUGGUGGUGGAGGAGUUAGUAGGCCGGGGAAUUUGACGAUUUCGCCGCUUCUGCCAGCAUCGAUGUUCAUGAUAUCGUCAAGGAUGAGUUCGAUGACUCUGCUCGAUUCGCCCGGGCUGGGACUUUUUUCUCUUUAUGGACCCUAUGGAAUCACACACCAGCAGGCCUUAGCUCAGAGUGGAAAUCCGAACAAGUCGAAAGAGCGAAGAGAUCUGGAAUCUAACCAAACUGCAGGAGACCAUUUAUCCGCGACAAGCGAUAGCGAGGUAGGUGGCACUGAAGCUGCUGCGGAUGAGAACGACAAAGCUAAGAUGGAUGCCAAAAGAAGAAAUAUCGAGGUCAUGGUAAAAGAGCCAACUUCAUCACAUAGAACUGUCACAGAGCCAAGAAUCAUUGUGCAGACUACCAGUGAAGUUGAUCUCUUGGACGAUGGCUACAAGUGGCGAAAGUAUGGACAGAAUGUUGUUAAAGGAAAUCCAUACCCAAGGAGCUACUACAAAUGCACAACCCAAGGAUGCAAUGUCCGAAAACACGCGGAGAGGGUUGCGUCAGACCCAAAAUUCAUCAUUACAACGUAUGAGGGCAAACACAAUCAUGACAUCCCAACCGCCAAAAACAGCAGCCACAUCAUUGCCAAUAGCCUGAACAGGCUUGCUAGCAAUUCUCAGCAAAAUAUAGCACAGUUGCGUUUGAAAGAAGAACAGAUAACAUAG